Cuscuta europaea is the source of this 1389-nucleotide messenger RNA. Lineage: Eukaryota; Viridiplantae; Streptophyta; Magnoliopsida; Solanales; Convolvulaceae. The record is from the annotation of a GenBank genome assembly.
UGCUAUCGCUCGAGCCUUUAGCUUGAUUAUAUAUAUCCAUAUCGAUCUACUGCUUCUUGAUCUCCUCUAAAUUCUAGGAUUGACUUUGUCUAUAUAUAUAGCAAGACAUCUAUCUCUGACCUGUUUUAAGGUCGCGGUCGGCUUCGAGAGUGAGAGAGAGAUAUAGCUAUACAUAUAGAGAGAGAGUGAGAGAGAGAACAAUUUAUAGGGUGGGUUAGAACAUGACAAUGAGCGCGGUUGAAGACAGCAACGGCGGCGGCGGGGCGGAGAAGGCGGCGGGGUUCGGCGACACAACGUUGACAAAAGUCUUCGUGGGAGGGUUGGCAUGGGAGACGCCCAAAGAAGCCUUGAGGGACCACUUCCACAAGUUCGGUGACAUUCUUGAGGCCGUCAUCAUCUCGAACAAGCUCACCGGCCGAUCCAAGGGCUACGGCUUUGUGACUUUCAAGGACGCCGAGUCAGCGAAGAAAGCUUGCGAGGAAGCAACGCCGAUGAUCCACGGACGGCGAGCUAACUGCAAUCUCGCCUCCCUCGGGGCUCGCCGCCCGAGGCCACCAUAUUCUUCCACCACCUCUCCUCCUCCCCAAGGACCCAAUGUUGUGGGACCGAGGACGCUACCCGCAAAUCACGUGCAAUUCAUCUAUCAGAGCGGAGCAUCUCCGCCGCCGCCGCCGGCACUUGCAGCCAGCGUCGGUGGCUCCCAAUUUCUUCAUCCGAAUCAUCAUCAUCGUCAAGCUGUUCCCCUCUACGGGUAUCCAGCCAGCUACGUUGCCACAGACCUAAGCUAUAAUCACAAGGUGGGGUACGGAGGUGGGGCCUACAUGAACGGGCAGUUUUAUCCAGGUCAGCAACAGCACAUGAUGGGUGGAAACGCCUUUGUGCCAGCACUGUACCCUUUGUACCAAUUCCCCUACCACACAAUGGGCCUUCCAGCCCAUAUGUAUUAUCCGACACCGUCUGGCCCACUUCCAUCUGUUCCGGCCCUCUUCAUCUCUAAAGCUCCAACACCAGGUACAGUUGGCAAUGUGGAAGGUUUGAAGCGGGUGGUGGUGAAGAGUACGUAGCAAAUUGCAAAUAACAAAUUAUACCAAAGAAUUGAAGAAUGGAAGAGGAUGAUUAUGGCUACUCAGAACUACACUAUUAUUAUAAGAUCUGCGGCAGCUCUUCUCAUUUCUUCCUUUUUAUUUUGCUCUUCUACUCUUUAAUUACUAUCAUUCAAUUGUUUCUUUUUAUUUUUGAAAUUUUAAUCAAUGGGGACAAAAAAACUUCUUGUUAAGAUUAGGCAGCGGAUAACUAAGUAUGUAGGUACUUUACAUUCAUUGUUGUUCUAUAAUUUCUCUUUUAAUUACUCGUCCUAAAUAAAUGGGGUAUUGAUUUUCUUAAUUUGGC